GCGGUGCAUAACGGAUAAAAGAAACGAUAUUCAAACAGUGGUGUUACAUAUUAAAUUGUGUUUUUAGUGCAACCAGGGCUUAGUGCAUUAAAUAAGCCAACUAUUAGAGAAAAGAAAUGCGGUGUUCACCGGGUGAAAAAGCAAUAAAAAAAGAGAUUACAACAAACCGGAAAAUAGCAGAAAGUCUGGAUUGGCCAUGCACAACAACAGUCAAGGUCGGUCGUCCAUUUUCCGGCCAUCGUAAAAGUCACAUGAAAAAAAUUGUCGCAAUGCCUUACAAUGUCGUAUGGAGACUGCGACUACCACAUCAAAGUUGUCGGUUCAGUUUGGCUAUCCAAUUGUUUCUUUUAAUAGAGGCGAUUGUCUUUGGAAUAGAUGCCUAUGCUCAACACAAUCAUACACAGCGUAGCCUUACCAAUAAUAUUGAGUGUCUCGAGGAUAUAGCCCGCUUCUACAGAGAUCCAAACCGACCGGUUCACAAAAUAUGGACUAGCUCGGAAUGUUCUAAAUACUAUUUGUGCCUGGAGGGAGAAGUAUUCAACUUCAAAUGUUCUGAAGGCCUCUUGUUUGAUGUAGUGAGACAAAUAUGUGAUUUUAAACAAAAUGUGGAUAAUUGCGAUGUGACAGCAGAAACACCAGCUCCAAAGCCUUUGCUAGACGAAGCCGACUGUCCCGACAAUCAGUGGGCUUGCGGUGAUGCUACUUGUUUGCCUAAUGAAUACUUUUGUGAUGGUUCUGUGGAUUGUCCCGAUGAAUCGGAUGAAGGAUGGUGCGAUGCAGAUAAUGACCCAAAUGCUGCCGAAUUAUGCGACCCCAAACACUGUAAACUGCCAGACUGUUUCUGUUCCAAGGAUGGUACAAUAAUACCCGGACGCCUGGAACCUCAUAUGGUACCGCAAAUGAUACUUUUAACAUUUGAUGAUGCGGUCAAUUUUGAGAAUUGGGAAUUAUUCACCAAAGUUUUGUUUAGUGGUCAACGUCGGAAUCCCAAUGGUUGUCCCAUAAAGGCGACCUUCUUUGUUUCGCAUCCAUAUACAAAUUACCAAUACAUUCAGAAAUUAUGGAAUGAUGGACACGAGAUAGCGGUACAUUCAGUUACACAUCGCGGUCCCGAGAUGUGGUGGUCUCAUAAUGCAACCAUUGAAGAUUGGUUCGAUGAAAUGGUGGGUCAAGCUAAUAUAUUAAAUCGGUUUGCCAGCGUUCGAAUGGAGGAGAUACGUGGUAUGCGUGUGCCAUUUUUACGCGUUGGAUGGAAUCGACAAUUUCUUAUGAUGAAAGAGUUUGGGUUUGCCUACGACUCGUCAAUGGUUGCUCCCUUCUCAAAUCCUCCUUUAUGGCCAUAUACAAUGGAUUACAAAAUGCCACACGUUUGCAUGGGCAACAAACAAAACUGUCCCUCACGUAGCUAUCCAGGAAUAUGGGAGAUGGUUCUAAAUCAGCUAGAGGCUGGUGACUACACCUGUGCAAUGAUUGAUAGUUGCCCGCCCCAUCUAAACGGAGAAGAUAUUUAUCGAAUGUUGACACAUAAUUUUAAAAGGCAUUAUCUAUCGAAUAGAGCUCCUUUGGGACUGUAUUUUCAUGCAGCUUGGUUCAAGAAGUCAGAGUAUUUAAAUGCUUUCAUGAAAUUUGUCGAUGACUUACAGAAGCUUCCCGAUGUUUACUUUGUGACCAACCAAGAGGCCAUACAAUGGAUGCGUAAUCCCACAUCCAACAAUCUUCUAUAUCAAUUUGAACCUUGGUCAUGCAAAGCCAAAAAGCAUUUGGAACCCAACGAAAAAGUAUGCAAUCAUCCUAAUAUUUGUAAAUUAAGAAGUAGAGUGCUACAGCAAGAUCGUUAUUUAUACACCUGCAAGGAGUGUCCUCCACAAUAUCCGUGGAUACGCAAUGAGUUUGGUUUGGACUAACUCUCAGCCAUGCUUCAUAUCCAUCUUUGUUUGUAUUCUUAAGACUUGCU
Molecule: messenger RNA, 1954 nt
Organism: Stomoxys calcitrans (stable fly)
Lineage: Eukaryota; Metazoa; Arthropoda; Insecta; Diptera; Muscidae
Gene: ChLD3
Product: chitin deacetylase 1
Exons: 5
Coding region: 117-1904 (595 amino acids)
Biological process (GO): carbohydrate metabolic process
Cellular component (GO): extracellular region
Molecular function (GO): protein binding; hydrolase activity, acting on carbon-nitrogen (but not peptide) bonds; chitin binding
Source: RefSeq, a predicted model, not a curated record